Molecule: messenger RNA, 3837 nt
Organism: Lytechinus pictus (painted urchin)
Lineage: Eukaryota; Metazoa; Echinodermata; Echinoidea; Temnopleuroida; Toxopneustidae
Product: prefoldin subunit 3-like
Exons: 5
Coding region: 313-792 (159 amino acids)
Biological process (GO): microtubule-based process; tubulin complex assembly; protein folding
Cellular component (GO): prefoldin complex; cytoplasm
Molecular function (GO): tubulin binding
Source: RefSeq, a predicted model, not a curated record
CAUUACUAUUCAAGACAAUUAAGCCUGCAAGGUUUUAAAAAUGGUCUUAGAAAACUUUGUUCAUCCCACAUUUUAUAGAUCUUGAGCUAUUGCAGAGGUCUCCGGAUUUUAAAAUUUAGUAAUUUCUUUGCUGCAUGCUAAUAAAAUCUGAAGAAAGAUAGAGUUUGAGACUUGAGAAAGUACAAAAAAAUGAAUAAGACCCUAGAAAACAAAUAAAGAUAAGAUGAAAAUAAAAAAUUAAGACGUUGAGAAAAUACGAAUUGUUUUCCUCCAUAUUUUCAAUUUGAUUUACAGGAAGAUGUAGACAGUUUUAUGCAGAAACCCCAGAAUGAGUCUGCUGAGAUUGUGUUGAAGAGAUUAGAAGAACAGCAUCAGAAGUAUAAAUUCAUGGAAAUGAAUUUAUUGCAGAAAAAGAGAAGAUUAAAGGGCCAGAUUCCUGAUAUUAGAACAACUUUAGACAUUGUCAAACAUUUACAAAGUAAACAGGGUUCUGAAGAUGAGUUAAAGACACAGUUUCUUUUAUCAGACCAAGUAUAUGCCAAGGCUACUAUUCUUCCUACCAAGAAAGUUUGUCUGUGGCUAGGGGCUAAUGUGAUGCUGGAGUACGAACUGUCCGAUGCCGAGGCUCUCCUCUCCAAGAACCUGAAAGCAGCAACAGAGAGCCAGACUCAGGUUGACAAGGACCUGGACUUCCUCAGGGACCAGUACACCACCACUGAAGUCAACAUGGCACGUGUCUUUAACUGGGAUGUGAAACGGCGGCAGGCAGCAGCGGGGAAAGGAUCGUCAUAGCAAGAGGACUGAAUCAGCAUCAGCAAUAUUAUUCCUUUCGUCGCAUGAGAGUAGCCAUUUUUUUUUUAAAUAGAAGUGGAUGUAUCGUACAAGUUGCAGAUUUGAAUCAAAUACAAAGGACUGAAAGAACUAGUAUAUAUGUAUUUCAUUGAAACAAUGAAUCACAAGCAUUUUUCAUGCAUUGUCAGUCAACAGAAGGAUUUAAUUUGACCCUUUAUUGGUCUUCGUUAUUUUUUAAUGGAUCCAACUGAAAGCGAGGAUUAGUUCACCUAUGACAAGUAGUCAAGUACAGAUAUUAUUUCUAGUAGACCAUUCCAUGAAAGUUGUCGGCACAGAUAAGUUGCCAAAAUAAUGAUCCAACAUCGGAGCUUUUCAGCCAAUCAAGCAAAGGGAAGUUAUCAGAUCUGGGGCCCGUUGCAGAAAGAGUUGCGUUUCAACGCAAGCAAAAAAAAAUCAAUCGCAAGUCCCAAAUGCGGGCUGUUGAUUGGUUGAAAAUCAAGUUACGCAUGAUUUUCAGAGUUGCGAUUGAUUGCAACUCUUUCUGCAACGGGCCCCUGACAACUUGUCUGAUGUCAAAUACCUCCCACUAUGAUUAAGUUGCUAGGUCAGGCAUUCCAUCAUAUUUGUCUGACCUAACAAGUUGUCAUUAUUAAACUUUCAUUAUCAUGGGAAAAAAAUGAUUUUAUAGGUAUCCUGUAUUCCAGGCACUUUAAACCUGCAUCACACUGUGCAAUUGACUGCAACUGAAUUUAAUUUUUUUAAUUCAAUUGUAUUUGGACAAGAACCAGAAUGGUCAACCAGAGAGAGAGAGAGAGCGAGCAAGCCAAAUCGCAUACCAUUCCCAGGCCAGCUAUGAUCGGCGUCACUGCGAUUCGCUGCCUUUUUGCCGUUGUCUAGAACUUGAUAGGCUAUAUUGUAAAGUGCAAUCUCGAUAUACCAAUUCAUACAGUAAUUCAGUAUAUUAAGUUGAACAAAUUUAUCGCGUGAAUAUUUAUAAAACAUCUUAUCGCAAUUUUCUUUUCAAAAUUCAUUUGCAGUCAGUUCCAUAGUGUGGUGGGCUUUACUAGGACAGGUGAAAUUAAAUAUUAAAUGGUUUAUUCAUCUCUCACAGCAAUCCUUUUAAAUAUUAUUCAAACAUAUUUUUAAAAAAAUCUUUGAUAUUGGUUUAAAGCACAUUUCCUUCUUUCAAUUAGUGUGCUACAUCCCAUGAAAUACAGGAAUUUAUAGGGCGAUUUGUUGUCGGAACUGAUUAACUAAAACACUGUCUUAAAAUGUAUUUUAUGAUUCUACACAUGCUGUGAGGCAACUGACAGUUUGUUACUUGCAUUCUAAACUUUAUGCCUCAAGCUAAAUUCACAUGCACCUCUCAACGUGUAAUGAGUUCAGGGCCCCGUCUUACAAAGCGUUACGAUUGAUCCAAUCAAUCGUAACUCUAUGGAAAUACAUCAAUGUCAUAACUUUUUCUAUAGGAAAUUUGCACAAUGUCCUUUGUAAACAAAGAGAAGCACACUGAAUUUUCAAGAAAAUUUUCAAGAAAACAUGCAUGAAUAUACAUCAUAGUUGGAAAAUAUUUUGAACCAUAAAUAAUACAUGUUGACGUUGCUGGCCGUCCAUAGUUGCGAUUUAUUGGAUCAAUCGUAACUCUUUGUAAGGAGGGGCCCAGAUUGGAACAGCUAAAAUUGAAAAAAAAUAAAAAAUCAAAACAUUUGUAUGUUUUUGCUUCCUGUCUAUUCAUGAGUGACUUUUUAUAUUUUCCUAGUGUGGGCAAAACUUGCCCAAAUUAUAUUGUACAGAUGAAUUUUCUUUGUCCCUUGUAUAUUCAGAACAGUACUAGGGGUUCAAGAAGAUAAUCCCUAUUUAAUAGCAACUGUAUGGAGCAGUAAAUUGCCACUUGGUCCACACCUACUUUGUGUUUGGUCUCAUCCAACACGCUGUAAUCCUAGUUCAUCUCUGUACAACCAGUUUGUCUACCAACCAUUUGGUCAAAUUGCCACUUAGGCCAAUUACUGAUUUGUCUAAUUGUCUCAUUUCUGGUCAGGCUAUUCCCACUUUGUCAACUUUGUCUACUUGGUCAGACACCAAUCAGUUUACGUGACUAUAUAUUCAUUUCAUCAGGUGUGAAAACGUAAGUAGACAUAAUGGGAAGUCGAACAUCUGUACCUAAGACUAACGAUAGACCAACUGGCAAUUGGACCAAAGUGAUAGUAGACCAAGUGGAUUUAGCCAUGAUGGUAUUAAAUGAUCCGAGAAUUGGACCAUCUGCGAAUAUACCAAGUGAAUAUAGACCUGUGAGUUCUGACCAGACAUGAUGACCACACACGUGCAAGAUAUAGUGUAUAUGUUGGAAGAUUCCAGCAGGAUUCGCAAUGGUUUAUUUCCAAUUGGUCUAACGCCAAUUCGUCUUAUUACCUAUUUGUCUACUAUCAUUGGUCUAUCAUCAAUUCGUCCACUAUCUACAUGGUCUAAUUGCCAUUUCGUCCACUCACCUUUUCGUUGGUCCAAUAGCCUUUUAGUCCAUAAACCAUUUGGUCUACUUUGAUGGUAAUUGGGUGAAAUGAAUGAAAAGAAAAUGGGUAUUAGACCAACUGGUUAUUAGACGAAAUGGUCAUAAGACGAACUGGUGAUAAGACAAAGUGAUUAUUGGACCAAAUGGUUGUUUGAUGGACGGAAUGACAUUGGACUAAAUGAAGGUAGACCAUGUGACGAGUUGGCAAUAGACGAAUCGGCAGUUUACCUUUGCAAUUUUGUAUAUGAAAUAGAAUUCUGGAUUUUCAAGAUAAUGUUACGAAUCCACCCCCACUCUUCUUCUGCAAUCAGGAAACGAACUCAAGUUACUUGUUGAAUUUAUGUUUAGUUGUCAUUAAUAUUCACAAGCGAUGACAUCAUCACAUUUGGUGUUACUGCACCUCAAGUCCCUGCUGUAUUUGCUACUUAUUGACACUUUGUAUUGUCAAGCAUUGCAUACAUGUGUAUGUCAUGCAUUGUAAAUUGUGUUUUUUUCUUAUGUUUCAAUUAAAUAUGCAGUGUAUUAAUAACUAAAUGAAA